Messenger RNA from Aspergillus ibericus CBS 121593, 1397 nucleotides. Its product is annotated as NUDIX hydrolase. Lineage: Eukaryota; Fungi; Ascomycota; Eurotiomycetes; Eurotiales; Aspergillaceae. The record is from RefSeq and is a predicted model, not a curated record. Gene Ontology annotation, cellular component: mitochondrion. Gene Ontology annotation, molecular function: hydrolase activity, acting on acid anhydrides, in phosphorus-containing anhydrides. The transcript has 3 exons. Bases 118 to 1335 code for a protein of 405 amino acids.
AUCUGGUCCCUUUGGCCCGUCAUUACUUUCAAGUUGCACAUCUAUUGCCAUCCAUCAAUCAGGCUAUCCGUCUCAGAGAGUCUGCUCACGCGCCUGUCUGCAUUGACCUGGUGCACCAUGAUUGCAAACCCUCACGGGAUUUCCUGGUUCAUGUGUAACUCUCUGCCUUACCGGCGGGAAGUGGCCCGAGGUAUUCGGCUCUCAGUUUCUAGACUAUCAUAUAGACUCCAGCAACCCUGGUUAUGCCACAGCCGCUUCGGUCAUCCUGUGUCUAGAUCAAGCUCUUCUGUUUUUAGGCAUCAGCAAGCAUCUGCAGCCCGGAAUAUGUCGUCUGGGAAGGUUCCCAAACCCAAGGCUCCGCUGGCCGUUCCUCGGCCAAGUUCAAGUGUAGUUCUCAUAUCUCCCCGAAAUGAGGUCCUGCUCCUCCACCGUGUCAAGACAUCCACGUCGUUCGCAUCGGCGCAUGUCUUUCCUGGAGGUAAUCUCUCCAAGCAGGACGGGUCAUGUCCUCCGCCCGAAGAUCUCUCCCGACACAAUGAUGGCCCCUGGUAUCGUCAUGCCGCUAUCAGAGAGCUUUUCGAAGAAAGCGGCAUUCUCCUAGCCAAAGACCGCGACUCGGGAAAGAUGCUCGCUGUCUCGGAGGAGCAGCGUGAAGCUGGUCGACGCGCGAUCCAUCAGCACAAGAUCACGUUUACGGAUUGGCUGAAGGAACAGAAUCCUGCUGCAGUACCGGAUAUAGAUCAAUUGAUCCCCUUUACGCGAUGGAUCACGCCUACGAAUGUUCCCAAACGGUAUACGACGCAGAUGUACCUUUACUUUUUACCCUUGCCGUUGGAGAUUGAGAAGCCGAUUCUCGAUGAGAUCCCGCCGGAAGGGCAGACGGAGGAGAUCCAAAUCCCGACGAGCGAUGGCGGAGUGGAGAUCUCCGAGGCGAGGUUCCUGCCUGCGUCGGAAUGGGUCCGGAUGGCGCGAAUUGGUGAAGUCAUGCUGUUUCCGCCUCAGUUCUUGCUUCUACAUCUGGUGGCGGAGUUUCUAAAUAAGGCUCCCCCAGGGACAGAGUCAGUUGAGGAGCUAGGGCAGCGACGAGCAGAAUUGAUGCAGUUCAUUCAAUCAGGCCAGCCACCCUGGACGGAGAAAUGUAUUUGCCCGAAGAUGCUCAAGGUAUCGUCUGAUGGACGGACCGUGCUAGCAUUAGACCAACCUGGACCGGAGCUGAAGACAACGGGUCGACAAGGAGAGACAGAGCGGGUUGUCCUUGUGAAGUUCACCAAAGGAAGCGUACAGGAUGUCGAGGUGCGAUGGAAAAAGGACAUAUUCAGCGAGAGCCAUCUGUAACAACAGCAUACCAGUAUACCACCAACCAAACCACAACUUACCUGGUAGUGUACAUACCCAGU